AUGGCUACUACAAGUGCAGAAGCACAAGAUAGGCUGAAAUUGUAUAAAUUUACGAAAAUACUAACCUUGAAAGUAGCCCAGAUAGUCGUACAAAGCAGGCAUGGCAAAAAGAUAACUCAGGAAUGUAACAACACAAAGGCAAUUGAACAUAAUUUAUCUUCAUCACCUUCUAAUUUACAAUGGUUUAACUUGUCGAUUCCUGAUGAGCCUGAAGUCACUUAUGAUACAAAAAAAGUUCUCAAUGGAGAAGUAGUGAAUGCUUUAGCGAAGGUACUAUGUAUUGAAAUAUCACUACGAACUAAUGAUGGUGAUAGAAUGGUACUUGAGAUAUGGACAGUGAGAAUUGUACCAGGUGGUGACCCAAAUAUGAACUCCAUAUCAACAAUAUAUUACCGUAUGAGUAUAAUGUUGAAAUCUACAUUAAGCAUAUCAAGAAUCACACCAGCAUACAAAAUGUCCAGAUCGCAACACAAGGAAACUUAUACUAUUUCACAUAAAAUUUAUGGUGGAGACCCAAAUUUUGAUCUCUUAGGCGAAAAACAUAAAACCAUAAAAGUGAGUGAUUUACGGACUUCUAUUGGUACAAUACUUAUUGAAGUAGCCUAUAGGACAAAGAUGACCAUUUUACCUGAGGAUAAAAUUAAACCACUGGAUGGCGUGAGUUCUUCUACAGUUAGCGACAUUAUGGUUAAGAGUGACCAUUUUUAUGAAAGUCCUAAGAAAACUUAUGACAAAAAGGAAAUAGAUCUAUCAAAACCACUCACAGCAGGAGCAUUUGUUGAUACUAUUAAAAUAAAAGAACUACAUGAUGCGCUAAGUCAAAAAAUACCACCAGAACCUCCAAUGUCAUGGCUUUUAGCUGAAAAGGACAAAUUAGAUAAAAAAUUGAAGGGUUUGCUGGAGAAGACGGAAGAACCUGUGAAGUCUGUCCCAAGUAAUGAAGGUGCUGGCACAUCUUCCCAUGCUUUGAGCAAAGCUAUAGAAGUCCCUAAAGCAAAUGGUGAUAAAUACACUAGUCUUAUGGAAUUCCCAUUCGCUGAUGGCAGUCCUUUGACUGAAUUGGCCACAUUUUAUCAAGAGUGUUUGCAAGCUAAGUCAACGAGUGAUGAGUGGACUGAACUCAUUGGUGAGUCUGUUUCCACUGACUCGGAGUCUCUCUCUCAACAGUUAAAAAUGUUUGAAGAAGCUGUACCAGAAUUUGAUAACAUGGUUGCUUCUAUGUUUAGCAAUUCUGACUGCUCUGAUCAUUCUUAA
Messenger RNA from Chilo suppressalis (striped riceborer), 1254 nucleotides. The record is from the annotation of a GenBank genome assembly. Lineage: Eukaryota; Metazoa; Arthropoda; Insecta; Lepidoptera; Crambidae.